Molecule: messenger RNA, 1758 nt
Organism: Papaver somniferum (opium poppy)
Lineage: Eukaryota; Viridiplantae; Streptophyta; Magnoliopsida; Ranunculales; Papaveraceae
Product: probable E3 ubiquitin-protein ligase RNF217
Exons: 3
Coding region: 491-1453 (320 amino acids)
Biological process (GO): protein polyubiquitination; positive regulation of proteasomal ubiquitin-dependent protein catabolic process; ubiquitin-dependent protein catabolic process
Cellular component (GO): cytoplasm; ubiquitin ligase complex
Molecular function (GO): ubiquitin protein ligase activity; ubiquitin conjugating enzyme binding; metal ion binding
Source: RefSeq, a predicted model, not a curated record
AACAAUUCCUAGUUUACUAACUUCUUGAUGGUGUUAAUAGUAGCAACUUUGUGGAAAAGAAUAAUCCAUUUUAUAUCUCAUAGUUUCUAUUCUAAGGAACUUGCUAGAGUUUUCCUGCCCGACCAGUUAGAAUUCUCUGGAAAUGAUGCUCAGUCGGUAAUGCUUUCUCUCUAGGCUCAAGCUCUCUUGAUUUUAUCUUUGGUCGAUGGGCCACAAAGCUCUAACAUUCACAAUCUAGAGCUAUUAAGAAUUAUCACGUCCAAUUUGCCAUUCAAGACUUUCAUGAUUGCUGAGCUAGAAGAAUAAUAUCGCCUCGGGGAGAUCACUCAGUUUGAAAUUGCUUCUUUUUUAUUGCUAAAACACAUGUACUUAUAUUUCUUUUCAAUGUCUUUCUGCAGGUACUGCAGAUAUAGGUUACAAAGUCUGCCCUCUUUGACAAGUUAUAUUUCUUCUUGGUAUUUUAUUCUUUCAGUAGAAUUCAUUCACCUCAAUGACAAACAUACAGCUAGCCAACCAAAACCCUUCUUCUGAUACUUUAGUUGACAAUGAGAUGCACCUUGAUGCAACAAGCCCCAACUAUGAUGAAGAAAAUAAUAGCUUUUUCACUUGUGAAAUCUGUUUAGAACUAGUUCCAUUAAACACAAAAUUCAAAAACAUAGAGAGCAGAUGUUCCCAUAACUAUUGUACAGAUUGCAUUUCCAAGUACAUCCAAGUAAAAGUUAGUCAAGACAACAGGUCACAAAUCAAAUGCCCUAUUACCAACUGCAGUGUUGUUUUGGAUACUGUGUCAUGUCGUUCUUUCCUCUCCGAAAAAGUAUUCGAGAUGUGGUGCCGUGUUCAUUGUGAGUCCGCAGUACUCUUAGAAUCAUCAAAAGGUGGGUUUGCUUAUGGAAGAUCUUAUUGCCCAUAUCAAGAUUGCUCUGAAUUGAUUUUGAAUGAAUGUGUUGAGACUUCUCAGUCAACUAAGCUAUCUAAAUCAAACUGUCCUAGUUGCAAAAAGCUCUUCUGUUUUCAUUGCAUGGUUCCGUGGACUGAGAAACAUCAAUGUACUGAUAGAAGUGAGACUAUAAUUGACAUUGAUAGCAAUGAUGUUUUGUUCAUCGAGAAUGUUAAACACAACAAGUGGGUACGAUGUCCAUCAUGCUACCAUUAUGUUGAGCGCAACCAGGGAUGUAAUUGGAUUACAUGCAGAUGUAAAACCAAAUUUUGUUACAAUUGUGGAGAAAAGGCUUGUAAAUGCAAAAGUCUACUUCAAUGGUGGCAAAAUCUGAUGUUAUGUAUAUAUUUCCUAGUCUUCUCGCCACUUAUGGUGUUUGCCGGUGUUUGUGUCUUGAUCCAUAUUGGAGCGAUGAAGGUAUUCAUUUACUUUGGGGUACUACCGCCAGAUCACCCAUUAGCAAUCGGCAUAAAUGCAGCUGGACAACAGCAGCAGGAAAGACCACCACCACCAUAGAAGCAGCUUGCCCCAUCCACACGAGAGCAGCGGGAAGCACCAACACCAUAAAAGCAGCUUGCUCCACCCACAAGAAUCAUAAUGCCAAACGCUUACAAAACAAGACUGCUGCCAUUACGUUUUAGACAAUUAUUACUUAAGCUGCUAUUAACGAGUCAAAGUUUGUCUUAUGAAAUUACCAUUCACAAGCUUGAGAAAGCCUGAGAACAACUCUAAUAUUACAAAAGUUGAGCUUGGUCAAGUGAAUAAACAAACAGUGUACGCGUUGUGCGUGAGAAGUCUCAUUAUGUUGGAAUAAAAUUGGG